This is a messenger RNA of Scylla paramamosain (green mud crab), 1027 nucleotides long. Its product is annotated as methyl-CpG-binding domain protein 2-like. NCBI's taxonomy places the organism in Eukaryota, Metazoa, Arthropoda, Malacostraca, Decapoda, Portunidae. The record is from RefSeq and is a predicted model, not a curated record. Gene Ontology annotation, cellular component: nucleus. Gene Ontology annotation, molecular function: methyl-CpG binding. Gene Ontology annotation, biological process: DNA methylation-dependent constitutive heterochromatin formation; negative regulation of transcription by RNA polymerase II.
AAAAACAGAAUAAGAAAAACAUGUAGACGAAAUACACCAAAACAAAAAAAUUUGGCCCCGCGAUCUCCGACGAAUGUAAACAAGACUUCGCCAGUAAUUUCUUCAUUGUUACUCGUUCACAGACGGCAAGUUCUGUGACUCCCUCCCUCUCCCUCUCCCUCGCCCUCACAAGAUGUCGGUGCAGAUAGAAAAGAGGCGCUAUGAGUGUUCUGCCCUCCCGCGCGGCUGGAAAAGAGAGGAAGUGCUGAGGAAAACUGGGCUGACUUGCGGUAAAGUAGAUGUGUAUUAUUACAGCCCCAACGGCAAGAAGUUCCGAAGCAAGCCCCAGUUGACCCGCUACCUCGGUGACACUGUUGACCUUUCCUCUUUCGAUUUUCGGACUGGGAAGGUCAACCCAAUGCUGGCGAGGAAGAACAAGAAGCCCCGUGGUACCCUCUUUGAUUACAGCCGUGGGAUGCGUAACGAUGCAGCUCUGGUUCCCCCCAUCCGCCAGACAGCCAGCAUAUUUAAACAGCCAGUUACGGUAGUAAAGACCCAGCCAUCCAGCAAGGUCAAGGCCGACAUGAAACACGGGUCACAGGACAAGCCAAAGCAGCUGUUCUGGGAGAAAAGACUGCAGGGUUUACAAGCUCUGGACGCCCAAACUUCUGUGUUGAGAAAUGUCGACUUACCAGCUGCUCUGAAGGCUGUGGGGCCGAACGUGGAGGACCAGACUGUGCUGCAGAGUGUCGCCACAGCCCUCCAUGUGUUUCCUGGCCCCAUUACCGGCCAGACAGAGGCGAGACAUUACUUAGAAAAGAACCCUGGAGUGUUUUUGAACCCGUCACAGCCUCUCGUCAUUUCCGUGCAAAUAGAAAACGAGGACAUAGCAAGACAGGAAGAGAGAGUGGGUCUUGCUCGACACCAGCUGGAGAAGGCAUUGAGGGAGCUGCAGCCGUAGAGAGAGAGAGAGAGAAAGAGAGAAAUUUUCUAUGUAUAACUGUUUUUGCUUUCUCUCUCUCUCUCUCUCUCUCUCUCUCUCUCUCUC